UUGUGUUACCAUAGUGAGCGCAGAGCGCCAUCUUGGCAAAUUGAUAGGUGCAUAAAGUCAUAAUAUCAAAAUGUCAAAGGCAGAAAGGCUUUAUCAACUUGAAAGACCUCCAUUUACUUCUAGGGAAUUUCACACCAGGUUCACAAAUCUCGUGGGUCCUUUAAGUCUCUUUGAACCAGAGGAUAGUGCAGACAUUGGGAAUGAGAACCCUGAAGUUGAAAGACCGCUGACACCUAUUGAGGAUGCAGUUAAGAGUCCGCCAUCAUCAUUCAGUGAUUUUGCCAAGCUUGUUCAUCCCAGGCUGUCACCAAAGGAGGGAAUUAUCGGUCUGUCUGUGAAUGAUCAGCAGCAAUUGAUUGGAAUUCUCAUGAGUGAACUAAACAACAUAUGGAGAGAUGUUCAAAGAGGACCACCAGAUCCAUUCCUGACAGGUCAGCAAAACAGAGAAUUACAAAGGCGUCUAACAAUUGAGAUUGUCGUUAUUACUCAAGGCCUUUUUGCCAAGUACUUAGACAAAGCCCAGAAGCUGAAUCAAAGAGGGGUGUUUAGUGGUCCUGCAAACCUUAGUCGCCUUAAAACCCAACUGGCCUUGGAAGCAAAUAAGAGUCUAAAUGUACUAAGUCUUAGACGGAAUCUAGCUGCAGACAUGAAACAUCCCUCGGAUUCAAGCACAGUCUCCAGCAGGUUCUCUAUUAGUAGACCUGUGCAUGUGCCACCUCCAAAGCUCUACAGACCACUUGUGACAAGACAGGAAGACAGGAAGGGCAAAGUGCACCUUACAAGAGCAGAAAAACAACAGCAAUGGAUAGAUCGUGAAUUAAGUGAUGUAAGUUCUGUUUACAGCAAACUAUCACUUGAAUGUACGUCAUGAAAUAAUUAUUUUAAGAAGUCAGUAUCUUUAUGUGGUGCGAUUGGAAAACCAUUUUCUCAAGUAAUUUGAAGCUGUACAAGAAGAAAUGCCUCCUUUCUAAAAAUUUAACAAAGGUCAGGUUUUUGUAACAGUUUUAUGUAAGAUUGGGACAAUUCAAUUUGAUAGCUGAGAAUACAGCACUCGUCAUUCCUCCUUGAGUCCUUUUUUUCAUUGCUACCUC
Orbicella faveolata is the source of this 1091-nucleotide messenger RNA. Its product is annotated as coiled-coil domain-containing protein 87-like. The record is from RefSeq and is a predicted model, not a curated record. NCBI's taxonomy places the organism in Eukaryota, Metazoa, Cnidaria, Anthozoa, Scleractinia, Merulinidae.